AUGUCAAACGUGCAUUUCAAAACAAACAAUGUGCAUUUUCGCAUUUUCAUAUUCAGCGGCAUUUAUUACUUGAAAAAUGACUGAACUAACAACGUUAGCUACCCUAACAUGUAAACAGCAAGUUGUUCGCGCUGUCCGUUUCAACGUGGACGGCUCAUACUGCCUAACAUGUGGCGCAGACAAGAAAAUCAAACUCUGGAACCCUCAUCGUCAGAUAUUACUGAAAACCUACGGAGGACAUGCCAACGAGGUGUUGGAUGCCGCUGGCUCCUGUGAUAGCAGUCAAAUCAUAUCCUGCAGUGCUGAUAAAUCCGUAAUUCUAUGGGAUGUGACGACAGGACAGCCUCUGCGACGAUACCGCGGCCACGCAAGCUCAGUAACUUGCAUAAAAUACAAUGAAGAAUCAACAAUGGCGGUUUCAGGCUCAAUAGACAAUACCGUUUGUUUCUGGGACGUGAUCAGCCGUAGACAAGAGCCGGUACAAGUUUUAAAAGAUGCUAAGGACACUAUUACUUCCAUACAGGUUACCGACCAUGAAGUUUUGACUACAUCUGUUGACUGUCACGUAAGAUUGUAUGAUAUUCGAAUGGGAAAAAUGGUAUCUGACUACAUAGGCCAUAUUGUAACUUAUGGAAGCCUAACUAGAGAUGGACAAUGCUAUAUUCUAAGCUGUGCAGACAGUACAAUCAAAUUAUUUGACAAGGAGUCCGGGGAGAUACUAAAUACAUUUACUGGUCAUGAAAGUAAAGACUUUUUGCUUGAAAAUGCUGUGAAUGAAAAAGAUAGUCAUAUUAUUUGUGGUUCUGCUACUGGCGAAGUGUUUUAUUAUGAUUUAAUAAGUAGCGCGUGUACACAGAAAUUAGUACAUAGUGUAAAUAAAAAGCCGGUGGUGUCUUUAAGUCAUCAUCCCACUGAUAACUGUCUCAUAACAGCUUGUGAAGAUGAAAUUAAACUAUGGGGUGUACAAGCUAUGGAAGAAUAAAUUUGAAAAAAAAAUGCAUUUUUAUUGUUCAUAUUACCGACUGAUCUCUGUGAGAUUAUCUUGACAGUGUUACUUUUACACAAAUACAUAUAUAAUUUAAGUCGUCAAACAAAUGUAGUGCAAAUAAACUACUGCUUAAAAUAAUCAUUAAGUUUUUUUUUGUCUUUAUAUUUUAAACUAGCUUCUGCUAGUGGUUUCAUCUGCAUCCCAUAAGAACUUCUACACAAACCCGGAUAAAAAAAUUACUUAUUGCCUUCCUUGAUAAAUGAGCUAUCUUACACUGA
This is a messenger RNA of Helicoverpa zea (corn earworm), 1266 nucleotides long. RefSeq names its product WD repeat domain-containing protein 83. The transcript has a single exon. Gene Ontology annotation, molecular function: protein binding. Gene Ontology annotation, biological process: mRNA splicing, via spliceosome. The coding region runs from base 77 to 982 and encodes 301 amino acids. Lineage: Eukaryota; Metazoa; Arthropoda; Insecta; Lepidoptera; Noctuidae. The record is from RefSeq and is a predicted model, not a curated record. Gene Ontology annotation, cellular component: catalytic step 2 spliceosome.